UGACAAUAAAUCGAGGGUACGUGGUGAGUGGGUGUUUGGUUCGGCAGUAGCACCUUUGCGAACGCCUCUCGGAUCGAUACGCGACCACCGUGCUGUGUUGCAUCUGACGCGAGCAUUUCUACGUGCAAUUUGACGCCGUAGACACCUCUGAAGCAGCUUGCAUCCAUCUGCACUGCAGCAAAUUUCACGUUGUAGACAAGAGGAGCUUCAUCAGCAGCGCAGUAAAAUGAUUCUCCUAUGGUGGGUGCUGCCCGUACCUUGCCAAGCGAUCGCAUUCCUGGCAGUGCUUAUCGCCGCGAGCGCCCUGCAAACGCAGCCGAUGCAGCUUCACGAGCGACGGCGCGUCGUCGCAUCAGUCGCGCGGGUCGAAGUAUGCACGAAAAAGCACUGCAAGAAAAAAGGUAGCUUGAAAACGCUACGCAUCUUCGAGGCGUUGGCGCCGGACGGCGUCGAGGUGCUCACCGCCGACAUGUCGCACACGGAGCACGGCUGCUUCGACGAGUGCACGAUGGGCCCGAACGUCCGCGUCGACGGCGCCGGCCCCAAAGCCGACGGCGGGCCGAUCGUCAACGGCGUGCGGGGCGCCGCGGGCGCCGCGGAGGUCCUCGGCAUCGACGUCCCCGAGGGCUGGGAGCUGCCUAACUGACACAACUGU
Messenger RNA from Pelagomonas calceolata, 655 nucleotides. The record is from the annotation of a GenBank genome assembly. Lineage: Eukaryota; Pelagophyceae; Pelagomonadales; Pelagomonadaceae.